This is a messenger RNA of Helobdella robusta, 1719 nucleotides long. RefSeq lists its product as hypothetical. The transcript has 4 exons. NCBI's taxonomy places the organism in Eukaryota, Metazoa, Annelida, Clitellata, Rhynchobdellida, Glossiphoniidae. The record is from RefSeq and is a predicted model, not a curated record. Gene Ontology annotation, biological process: sodium ion transmembrane transport. Bases 1 to 1719 code for a protein of 572 amino acids. Gene Ontology annotation, cellular component: membrane. Gene Ontology annotation, molecular function: ligand-gated sodium channel activity.
AUGACAAAUCCAUUGGAGUUAAAGAUGAGCCAAGUAAUAAAAUCAGAAAUCAUAAAGUACGGAGAGAACAGUUCAGUGAGGGGAAUAUCAAAGUAUUUCAAAUCGAACGAUCUCUUCCUCAGGUUUCUUUGGCUGGUUUUGCUGGUUGGAUCCACAACAUACAUGAUCUACAGUCUGUGCAUUCUGUUGAACGAUUAUUACACGUACCCUGUUACGACGGAGUAUGGAGAAAAAAUUGGACAAAAUAUUCUUUUUCCGGAUAUCACGAUAUGCAAUUUAGAUCCUUUCAACGCAGGCGAAUCAGAAGAAUUUUCACUGAAUGAAUAUUUGAUAAAAUUAAAAACAGUCAAAAACCGAUUCUUAGAAAUUGUUGGAAAUGAUCCGCCUUUCAACGAGAGUUGGAGUAUGAAAAUUGUGAAUAACGCUUUCAACGAAAUGGCGUCGGUGUCGGGUUAUAUUAUGAAUUUGAAUAAAAACAGACCGGAAUUGAUUGAUUGUCCAAACUUUAUUGUUGACUGCAAGUUUUUUGGCUCAAACUGGUUCGAAAUGAAAGAUGCGUGCUCCGUUGACAAUUUCACAAGACGUUGGAAUGCAAAUUAUUAUACAUGCUACACGUUGAAGACCGGCGCAUUAAAAAAAUCCUAUUCAAAAUCGAUUAGAGGACUGGAUUUGUUAUUAAACGUGGGUCCGGUUAAUCUUAUGAAAAUCCCGUACAAAUCAUCAUUUACAAGUUCUCAAUCAAGAGGAGUACAGGUGAGUGUGCACAGUCCUGGAACCUCUCCUGAUCUUAAGCGUGGAUUCAAUGUGGCUCCUGGGACUGAAAACGUCGUGGAAAUCAUUCAAACUGAAAGAAAACGUUUGAAAGUUCCGUACAACAAGUUAGAUUGCACAGAUGAGAAAAUGCUAUCAAAUUCAUCUGAAACAUACACACAUGACUUGUGUACAGAAUACUGUCAGCAAGAUAAUAUGAAAAAUUUAUGCGAUUGCAAUACGCAUCUUUUAAGUGUGCCAGACAAGGAAAUGGAUGAUAUCCCGCUCUGUGGAAAUUUCACUUACUUUUUACAUUCGCAAAAUAACGAAUCUACGCUGGAUGAUUUGAUUGCGGAUUCCGUCAUUUGUCUGUGCAAUUCUUUCACUUGGACGUUAAGCGAUUUUGCAGAAACAAAUGAAAAGAGUUGCGUAAAAAAAUGUUUAAUACCUUGCGAGGAAACUAUGUACCAAUUCUAUCUGACCUCUGUAGCCUGGCCACAACCUUCUGUGCAACUGGAUUUAUUUGAAAAAUAUUUCAUCAAAAGAGGCUGUAUAAAUCACCAAAGAGUGAAAACACGAUUCAUUAACUACUUCAAUUAUUACAACCAAUUUUUCAACAGCAGCUAUGUAAACACAUCUUUUUCUAACUUCACUCAAAUAAGUGAAUCCCUACUGGAAAUAAAAUUCUUGAUCAAGCAAAACUUUCCUUAUUUCCAGAUGGACAAGCCCGUAUACACAAGUGACAUGAUGGUAGGGACAGUGGGAGGGAUGUUGUCCCUCUGGCUGGGAAUAACUGUGGCGAGUGCAGUGGAGAUUGUAGAGCUGGUCUACUUGUUGCUCAAACGAUGUUGGGAGAGAUAUUUAAACGCCAAAUUGAAUGGAAAUGAAGAGUACAAAAAUGAUUUUAAUUAUGACCAAGUGCUUAAAAAUGAAAACUCGCCUCACAACACUCUCUCAACCAAGUUAUAG